CACUGGAAGAAGGAUUGUUCUGGACGCUGGUGAAAAUCUAUCGCUCCCCCCACAUUCUCCUCGAGUACACCAAAACCGAGUGACUACGAUGCGUCGUCCUAGUGCCAGCGAGAACAUGGUUUACGCGCGCCAUGGAGGGAGAAGGGAAGUACGAAUACAUGAAACUCAAGGACGCUUGCAUCGCCGUGGAGCAACAGGUAAACUUCUAUGGCGUUGUCAUCGACUACUCGCUUCCAAAGCCCACGAAGGGCAAAGACAUGAUCUGCACGAUGACUGUGGCUGAUAUGUCCUCGCCCGGCUUGCGGGUUCUCGUGUUCGGCUCCAAAGAUCACGUCCCCUACGUUAGAGCUCUCCACGACAUUAUACGUUUCCAUCGCGUCCGGAUUGAUAUUCACAAGGGAUCGCCUCAGGCGGUUGCCAGCUUGGGCAAAGCAUCCGCAUUUGCUGUGUUCGAUGGCGGCAGUGGUGGCAGCAACGAGCCUUAUCAGAUCUCGUCCAACGCAUUCACGUUCGAGGAACACGACCGAAGGAUUCUGGACUUGAUGCGAGCAUGGCGGAGCACUCAUCUUUCCAAGCCUCUUUCGACUGAGUACCUCGUCCGAAUAAGAGACAUCAAAGAACCCCACUCCUAUUUCGAUUUGUGCUGCAAGGUGCUUCACGUAAGCAGGCUGUCCGACGACUGUCCUACGUUUGUAUACGUCUGGGAUGGCACGGAUUCACCAGCAACAACAUCUCUUCCCUUUGUGGAGAGCCCAUCGCUACCACUCGUGACACUGCGGCAGUUCCCUUCGAAAGGCACCGUCUUACAAGUCGUUGUCGACUUUGCUUCCGACGAACACGGGGACUGGAUUCCGCGAGUCGGGAGCUGGGUCAAGUUCCGGAACAUAACAAGCCGAAACUGCGGGGGCAAGCUGGAAGGCGUCUUCACUAGGGACAGCAAGAUCAGUAUCCUUGCUUCUGACUAUCCAAAUGUGGAAGAAGCUGAAAGGUGGUACGAGCACCGCCUUGCUUCCGCCGAGGCAGGAUUGCCUGAAAACUGUCCAAAGCCGCUCCUAUCACUCACAGUCACGGACUACGAUCACGUUCCUUACUCAAGCUUGAGGGAGGUUCUGGCAUGGCCGCAGGUGACAUACAAGUUUCGGUGCCUGGUGCGCGUGCGAUCGGCAAAUCCUCCCAGAGCAGUCGACUUCUGCCGCUGCGUAAACGGGCAGUACGUGUACCAGCUGCAGCUCACUCUGGAGGAUCCCACAGCGCAGAUCCACGCCUACUUGUUCGCCGAGGACGGGGAGAGGUUCUUCAAUGGCUAUCCCGCGGCUCGCAGGGAGGCCGAGGACGCUUGCCUGGGCGCUCUCGAGAGGAGCUUCAGCAGGCUGCUGUGCGCGAGCGAUGGCCUGGAUACUACGCCACCAUACGUCUCGUGCUGCAUCAAGUCCUACUAUGUGGACAAGGAGCAGCCAUGGACGAGCCGGCGCUUCCGGAUCUUUGGAACACGCUUCCCAGGAUAGAGGAUCCGAGACGAGACGAGACGAUCCUCGCGAUCUUAGAGACAAGAGAGAAAGAAAGAGGAGAGAGACCAUCGUGUGAGUAGAUAUCAAAACCACAAACUUUGAUUC
Messenger RNA from Selaginella moellendorffii, 1613 nucleotides. RefSeq names its product protection of telomeres protein 1b-like. The record is from RefSeq and is a predicted model, not a curated record. Gene Ontology annotation, molecular function: G-rich strand telomeric DNA binding; telomerase inhibitor activity. Gene Ontology annotation, biological process: telomere capping; regulation of telomere maintenance via telomerase. Gene Ontology annotation, cellular component: chromosome, telomeric region; nuclear telomere cap complex. The transcript is spliced from 11 exons. Bases 132 to 1505 code for a protein of 457 amino acids. NCBI's taxonomy places the organism in Eukaryota, Viridiplantae, Streptophyta, Lycopodiopsida, Selaginellales, Selaginellaceae.